UUUUAAAUCUACCAACAAAAACCCCUAUAUUUGUCGGUAUUCAAAGAUAAUGACUAAAACACUAAAGUCAUUGGUAACAUUAGCUUGUCAAAAUAUGAGGUAUCAAUCCGCUGGGUCGUGACCUCCCUGCUUUCCUGCAGUUGAGUAAAUACUGUUUUUGUCAGUUGCUUUCAGUUGUCUUACAACUCUGCAUCCAACAUGGCAUCUUUGCUUGGGGAGCAUCUGUUUGAAAUUAGUGGUCGAGACCCAGGUCCUUCAAAAGAUUUCUUCCAUCUUCUUAUUACCAAAAAUCAGGUAAUAUGGACAACAUGGAUGAUUACUUUGCGACACCCCGGCCGGGGCGCUGCACCCAAAGAGCUGAAGACAUUCCAUCAAGAUUUCCUAGACGAUAAAAUGCUACAGCAACAAGUUGGCGCUGUUUUCGGGCAGAGGAUCCUGGAAUACACAAGAUCACUUUGUCAGGGAAAGUUUGAUUACCUGGAGCGCUUGCCUGACGACAUAUUGCUCCAAAUCCUGUCCUACCUGGAGCUGAAAGAUACAACACAGCUGGCUCAGGUUUCAAAGAGAUUCAGCAAGCUCUGCGACUCUGAGAGGUUUUGGGAGCAGUAUGUGAGGAAUCGCUGUGCUGAGCUCACCAGUGAUAUGGAGGACAUCGCAAAAGUCAGUAGCUGGAAGAUGCUGUAUUUUACCUUUUUCCAAACCCCUGGCAGUGAUGACCAGCAAGGAAGUAAAUGAAUGAUUUUAUUGCUGUCCCAAACAGCGUAUGGAUAGUUGGUAUUACUUUUGUGCUUUGUGAAACAACAGUUAGUGUUUUUAGUGAGCGUUCCUAGGUUUCAAAUUUAUGGUUGAGAUGUGUCAUCUCCAAAAAAAAAAGAAGUGCCAAACUUUCUUCAAAACAAACCAGUAUUUCUAUGUGUUGCAAAUUUCUUUUUAAACUUUGGAUGACACCACCAGUUCUCAAUGGCUACAUGCUAUUACUUGUAAGUUCUGCACGUUGCAGAGAAUAUGUAAUAUUGAUGAUAAAUUAAAUCAACAAACUGUGUAAUACAGCAGCGUCCCAUCGUAUUUCCUGAAUGAUAAACUGG
Molecule: messenger RNA, 1085 nt
Organism: Epinephelus fuscoguttatus (brown-marbled grouper)
Lineage: Eukaryota; Metazoa; Chordata; Actinopteri; Perciformes; Serranidae
Gene: fbxo36a
Product: F-box protein 36a
Exons: 4
Coding region: 199-735 (178 amino acids)
Molecular function (GO): protein binding
Source: RefSeq, a predicted model, not a curated record